AUGCCUCGUCGAUCGUCUCGGCCCGUUCCCGCGGCAGCCGCAGCUCCAGAUGCCGCCCCAAAGAGGCGCAUGUCCGCCAGGCUCUCCGAAGCAUCCAGCACGGAGCUCAAGAGACAAAAGUACGACACCACCUCUGCUCACAGUGCUCAGAAGCCAAUUAAAUCCACCACGAAAAAGAGCAAAUAUUUUCAGGACGAGCCGUCACAAGAACCGGAGCUCGAAUCCAAAAAGGCAGCUGCGCCGACAAUCCCCGACUACGAGGACACCGACAUAAGUGUCCCCACCUCUUCUGACUCCGGCUCGGAUUUUGCUGAAGAAGCAUCUCCAUCAUCCUCAAGCGCUGACGAGGAUGGAUCUGAAGAAGAAGAGUAUAGCCCUGAGCCAAAGCGCCGCCAAAGCCGCGGAAAGCAAGCCAAUGGCGCUGGCUCUAUAAGGCAGGGAACAAAUCGUGCAGAAGGGACGGCUGAUCUAUUGAGCGGCAAGGAGCUAUGGAGAGAAGGAGUGAAAACUGGUCUUGGACCAGGGAAAGAAGUGUUCAUCAGGAAGCCCAAGGCCAGAGAUCCCGGGGCAGUAGCCUACGAGGAUAAUGCUUUGCAUCCCAACACUAUGCUCUUCCUGCAGGACUUGGCGGAGAAUAAUGAUAGGCAAUGGUUGAAAGCUCACGAUGCGGAUUACCGUGCUGCGAAGAAGGAUUGGGAGAGCUUUGUCGAGACUCUCACAGAGCGGAUCAUAGACCAGGACGGCACAAUACCUGAAUUGCCUGUCAAGGAUCUUGUGUUCCGCAUACACAGGGACAUCAGGUUCAGCAAGAAUCCAACUCCGUACAAGACGCAUUUUUCAGCAGCUUGGUCCCGCACUGGCAAGAAGGGCCCUUACGCUGCAUACUACGUCCACUUGCAACCAGGGGCAUGUUUCGUCGGUUCGGGGCUUUGGAUGCCAGAGGCCGCCGGGUUGGCUCGUCUCCGACAGGAUAUCGAUCAUAAUUCUCAUCGUCUCAAAAGAGUCCUGAGAGCGCCUAAGAUGCGUCAAGAGAUAUUCAAUGGAAUACCAGAUGUUGAUGAGAAGGCUGUAGAAGCUUUCGUUAGCCACAACAAGGAGAGCGCGCUCAAGGUCAAGCCCAAGAGAUUUUUGCACCGGCUCAUUUGUUUCCAUGGUUCAGCAUAUGCCGCCGGCUACGAUGCCGACAACGAGAAUAUCCAAUUGCUCCGUCUGCGCAGUUUCACCAUCGGCAGGCCUCUUACGGAUGAGGAGCUGCUUAGCCCGAAUGCCCAGGACCGGAUUGCAGCGCUGGUCGAAAUCAUGGAGCCCUUCGUAAGCCACUCAAAAAUCCGCCUUCUCUCCGCUUGCCCGCGUUUGCGUCUAUUGGAUCUUAGCCCCCGUAUCAACGAUACACGGCCGGUCCAUUCCUCUUUGCCCCUUGUCCCCUCUCUGCCUUUCUUUUCCUAG
Messenger RNA from Aspergillus saccharolyticus JOP 1030-1, 1446 nucleotides. RefSeq names its product DUF2461 domain-containing protein. Lineage: Eukaryota; Fungi; Ascomycota; Eurotiomycetes; Eurotiales; Aspergillaceae. The coding region runs from base 1 to 1446 and encodes 481 amino acids. The transcript has 8 exons. The record is from RefSeq and is a predicted model, not a curated record.